ACCCGCUCUCUCCGGCCGCGCCAAACUUACUCUCCGGCCCUCCGCUUUCCCCCUCCUCAGCUGGGUUGGAGUUAGUGGGCGCUACAGCGCCCCAGCCCUUCUAAGCUGUGCUGUAAGCCCACUGUAAAUUUGGCUCGCAACGACGCUUCCAAACUGGCCCUCGGCUACCCCAGGAUUCCAAAGUCCGAUUCGCCCCACUAAUUCCCGCAUUGGGUCCUCCGAAAACGUGCCUCGGCUUGUUUUUGCAGUGUCGCCGCGCCCACGGGAUUCCCGCUCGUCGUUCGUGGGGUUUUUCCUGAUUUCUUUAUUACUCUUUUCCUUCCUCUCUCUCCGCUUCUCACUUGUGUCUUUCUUUCUCUUUCUCUCCAUCUUCAUCAUCUUGACCUCCUCAUCACAAUCCCAUUCAUUCACAAUGGCUUCUCCUCAGCAGCUUCGCACUCCCCUCACCGAUCUUUUCAAGAUCCAGCACCCCGUCUUGCUCGCCGGCAUGAACGUCGCUGCCGGUCCCAGACUGGCUGCUGCCGUCACCAACGCCGGUGGUCUCGGCGUCAUCGGUGGUGUCGGCUACACCCCCGAGAUGCUGCGCGAGCAGAUUGCUGAGCUCAAGAGCUACCUCGACGACAAGAACGCUCCUUUCGGUGUCGAUCUGUUGCUUCCCCAGGUCGGUGGCAGCGCCCGCAAGACCAACUACGAUUACACCAAGGGCAAGCUCGGCGAGCUCGUCGACAUCAUCAUCGAGUCCGGCGCUAAGGUCUUCGUCUCUGCCGUCGGUGUCCCCCCCAAGGAGAUUGUCGAUAAGCUCCAUCAGCACGGCAUUCUCUACAUGAACAUGAUUGGCCACGUCAAGCACGUCAAGAAGUGCCUCGACAUUGGCGUCGACAUCAUCUGCGCCCAGGGUGGUGAGGGUGGUGGCCACACCGGUGACAUCCCCACCACUGUCCUCAUCCCCGCCGUCGUCGAGAUCUGCAACAAGCACAAGUCUCCCCUCACCGGCGGCCCCGUCCAGGUCGUCGCUGCCGGCGGUAUCUCCAACGGCCAGACUGUCGCCGCUGCUCUCAUGAUGGGCGCCAGCGCCGUCUGGGUCGGCACCCGCUUCAUCCUCACCGAUGAGGCCGGCGCUCCCCGCGCCCACAAGGAGGCUGUCCGCACCUCUGGCCACGACGACAACAUCCGCACCAUCAUCUUCACCGGCCGUCCCAUGCGCGUUCGCAACAACCCUUACAUCAACAACUGGGAGACUGAGCGUCAGGCCGAGAUGAAGCAGCUCGCUGCCAAGGGCACCAUCCCCUACGAGGCUGAUCUCGACAAGUUCCUCAACGCCGAUGAUGGUGGCAAGGAGCUCGCCGCCAAGGUUGGCAUCCAGAACCUCAGCGACGAUGAGGAUGACGACCCUCUUGAGGCUUUCCGCCCCUUCCUCAUGGGCAAGUGCGCUGCUGUUGUCAACGAGCAAAAGUCCGCCAAGGCCGUCGUUGACGAGCUCGUCGGUGAUGCCGUCAAGGUCAUCAAGCAGGGCAACGCCAUGAUUGCCAAGCUCUAAAUGCACCUCCUCCGCCCCGUAUUACUAUUCCCCUCCUAUUUCUCUCUACAUCUCAUGCCCACGACUCAAAAUGUCACCUUAUCAAAAUGAAUCGCGGCAAGAACGGCGGUGCCGUUGGAGUUUUUGCUUGAAUUUACGCAUUUCCUUUGUAUCCUCCCAUGUAGAUUAUAUAGCGUCUUGAAUGACUUUAUACAUAACCAAAUUUACAUCACCCGUCUCGCACGCUACCAAUUACGUGUCCUAUAUAAAUUAGUAAAUUUACCACCACGCGCCAGAGUUGCUACACUCAACUCGCUCGCUCUACUUGCUUGCUUGUUUGUACACAUGGCGUGCUCCACUGUGCAUCUUCACAUGCUUCAUCCAGCGCCAACCUCCUCCACUCCCCUAAACUACAUAAGCACUGUCCACGGAGAGCAUAUUUACAUACAGAAAUCAGCUUCAUUCCAAAGAUGGGAUUGGUAUUUGCUUGUCUAUUCAUGCUUCACACAAAGGAAAUCAUAGCUUUUUGCGACUAUUGACGCCCGUCCCCUCUAACCAGUUCCAAGCCGCGCCCCCGAUGCGCCGGCCAUACAUGCCAACCAGAAAAAUUGGGAAAAAUUAAAAGGCAAAAAAAAAAAAAGAAAAAACAAUCGUCCUCCUGCAGCUAGCUGCCUUCCCUCUACCCAUUAACAGUAAUAUUCGCCGGCCGUUGUCCAUUCCAACGUGAUUCGAGACCUGUUUGCAGCGGCACGCAAUAAAAGAAAGACCAUAAAAACGAUGCAUCCAGUAAACUGCUGAAAAAGGAUCCAUCUAGUUGCCCAAGUAGGAUCGGAUGGCGCCCUGCAGACGGGUAGCACCCUCGCCAAGAACGUUGGACAGGUUCUCAAGAUCAUCACCGGCAGUGAUACCAAACUUGCGGACAAAGUCCUUGGCAGCAGACUCGAUGUCUCCAUAAUCCUCUUCCUCCUCCUCCUCGGGGCGUCCAAAGUAGGCGUUGGACGAGAUGGCGGUGGCUCCCUCGAAGCCCUGAAGGCGUGUCUUGGCCUCGGACUGAGCCGAGGGAUCAAACUCACCCCUUCCGUGGUACUGAUCCGACGAGAUGCUCUUCUGGUUACCAAACGUAGAGCGGGCGUAGGUGCUGGACUCCUCUAUAAUUCGCAAAGUAGUUAGUAAACGAGUCUUGCCAUUCAUUGCUUUCCAAUAUUGACUUACCUUCAGGGGCGGCCUUGACGGGGCCAACCGAUCCGAAUCCGCCAGUGUUCUUCUUAGCGGGUGCAGCAGACGACUUGGGGCCACCGAUCUGGCCAAAGCCCAAUCUGGCCAUACCCAUGCCCAAACGUUCCGCAUCCGCACUAGACUUUUGGCUGGUCUGAGCAGUGCUAGACUUGGGAGGGCUGAGGGGAGUUGGUGAGAGAAUGGUGGCGGCAGAUGUAGAUGUAGCCUCGGCCUGGGCCUCUUCGGCUUCGGGGUCGUAUCCGAGCUUUGCAAUGCGCUCGGCCUCCUCCUUGGCCUUCUUCUCGGCUUCAUCAAAGUCGAUGGCAUCAGCAGUAACCUUUUUGACGCCCAGCUUGGUGGCCUUCUUAGCACCAAGAACAUUGGUCUUGCGAGCUGCACCACCAGCAGUAGUGCUCUUGACGAGACGAGACGAUGUGAUGACCUUACCAGUGGGCUUAGCGUCACCGGCAGAUUCGGACUUGGCUAAAGGAGAGGCAGAGCGAGCGCCAUCCUUGGGUGCAUUGAUAAAGGGGGAGGGAGUGCGGCCAACAACAGGAGGCGUGGCGGUGCGAGAGAUGGGAGGUGUCGGUCGCUUGAUGGCUGGCUUAUCCCAAGAGGAGAAAAAGUCGUCUUCGGGUUCUCCAGCGGGAGUCGAUGAGCCGUCUUCGACGCCAUCGUUGAUGACAACUUCGUCGGGGUAUCUAGAGGCGGUCAGCAGUGGACGUCAUCGGUGCUUUCACAGAGAACUUGCGUUUGUGCGUCCUUGGCAGCGCGCUUCUUCAGUUCCUCUUUGUACUUGGUAGCGGCGCUGGACUGGUACUUGGUCUUGGGGUCCUUGCUGUUGAGAGCAGCAGUGCCUCCGUUUUGGCGGAAGAACUUGGUGGCGGACUCGUUGCCACCAACCUUCAUCACUCGCAGUUGGUCCCAUUGCCAUUCUAACAGUCCUGUGAUUAGCGCAUUGUACUAGCAUGGUCGAGAUUAUCGAAAUACAUACGAUCGAGGUUCGUGGAUCGGACGAAUGAGAUGUGGACACCCAGGUUUCGGUGGUUUGACGAACAGUCGAGGCACACAUAGAUGCCAAAGGGAACGGAUGUCCAGGUAGGGUUGUUCUGUCCACAAUCGAAGCAAGUCUAGCGUAGCGCGAAAUCACCUGGUCAGCACAAAGUCACUCAAAUACAAUCGCAUGCAUGUCCUUGAUUUACCUUGUUUGCUGGCUUCGUCUUGAGUUUCUCAAAGAUCUUGAGCGACUCUUGCUUGGUCGCCAUGCCACUCAUUUUGCCGGUUCUCGCGCGCGCGCGUUCGUUUGCGUUAUUGUAAAGUUGAAAUUCGAUAGUCGAGUUCGAUGCGCAGUGUGCUGUAGAAGCGUGCCAGAAUUUGCAGCAGCGCAGGCGUGGGUGAUGGAUUUGAUACG
Messenger RNA from [Torrubiella] hemipterigena, 4142 nucleotides. The record is from the annotation of a GenBank genome assembly. Lineage: Eukaryota; Fungi; Ascomycota; Sordariomycetes; Hypocreales; Clavicipitaceae.